AUGCAGAAAAAUAUGAAUUUAGCCCAAGAGCUUCUGUAUCAUUGCAUUGAUGGAAUUGCUGACAGCAGACACAAAUCACUAGUCCUAAAUGAUCCAUCUUCUACUGUUGAAAAUCUAGAACGUGAUGCACAUGUUAUUCUCAGCAGCAACCCUCAUGACAUUGUGACUUUAUAUAUCAAAAUGCCAAUCUUUUUUCUCAGUCUUUAUAAUGAUGUUUUAAAAAUAUUGGAGCCAACAAUACUAGAAAAGACAUUAAUUAGCAUGAAUCAGAACAUUAGUUGGAAUGAGUGGGAGAAGUUUGUAGCAUACUAUAUAACAUUUCACACCAAUUUGCUUACACGACGUAAUUACCAAACAAUAACUUUGAGGGAUUUACAUAAUAAUGCAUAUGGAACACAGAAAACUUUAGGAAUUGUUGUAAAGCUGAAGGAACUUUCUGUAAUACAAGCCCAUGGUCAAUUUCCAUGUGAAAACUUGGUGGACAAAAAUCGUAAACACAUUGAUUGGAUGAAAGGAGAUCAUUUGAUUAUAAAUGGCACAUCAGCAAAAUUUGCGGAUUCAUUUGUUGUUAGAGACAUCCUUGGCUGCAACAAAUAUCUCUUAGAAGCAUUUCAAAACAAAUUAUCAAUUAAUGCACAACAAUGUACAAUUAAAGAUUUCCAUAAGGGAAUAAACAAAAAUCUUGAGAGUCUUUAUAAUUCAGAUGGACUUUUUGCUGACUAUCAUAUUGUAACAAUUCUUUUUACUACACAACCAUUUGAUGGUGAUGUUGCAAAUCUUGAUGAAGAUUUUUUAGUUAUUUCAAAAGAAAACUUUGCAGCAUAUUUUGAUAUGAUUAAAAAUAAUAUCCCUGGUGCUGGUGACCUUACUACAACCAAUAUUGUUUCAAAGAGGCCUUAUAAGAGUGAAGAGGAUCUGUUCAACAAACAUCCAAGAAUCAAGAAUGCUAUGGAUCAAUUUCCAUCUGCAAAGAGACCUAAAUUAAACUUUUAUCCAUUUAGCCUUGAAUAA
This is a messenger RNA of Entrophospora sp. SA101, 1011 nucleotides long. The record is from the annotation of a GenBank genome assembly. Lineage: Eukaryota; Fungi; Glomeromycota; Glomeromycetes; Entrophosporales; Entrophosporaceae.